Drosophila montana is the source of this 1159-nucleotide messenger RNA. It is a transcript of the gene png, whose product is annotated as pan gu. Gene Ontology annotation, molecular function: protein kinase activity; ATP binding. Bases 41 to 913 code for a protein of 290 amino acids. Gene Ontology annotation, biological process: protein phosphorylation. The record is from RefSeq and is a predicted model, not a curated record. The transcript has 2 exons. NCBI's taxonomy places the organism in Eukaryota, Metazoa, Arthropoda, Insecta, Diptera, Drosophilidae.
AAAUGUAACUGUUUACCUGUCGUCUUGCAAAGCCUGUGCCAUGGAUCUGGGUGAUGCCAAUCUUCGCACUGUUCGCAUACUGGGCCAAGGCACCUUUGGACGUGUCUUCUUGUGCCUGCAGCGCGAGGGUCGCAAUGACCGAAAAGUUUGCGUGAAGCGCAUUAUUAUGCGCAAUCCGAAGAGUGAGCUGGCCCUAAUCAAGGAGGAGAUCUACAUCAUCUCACAGCUGCGGCAUCCGCAUAUCGUGCAAUUCAUACGCUACUUCAUGCACUCCGGCACGGUUAACAUUGUGAUGGAGUAUGCGUCAAACGGCACCAUGCGCGAUGUCAUCCAACGGACUAGCCAAAAUGCAAAUGGGUUGCUGGACAAAGCGCGGCUGCUGCGUUUCUUUAGUGACAUGAUCCUGGGCCUGGAAUAUCUGCACAUACGCCACGUAAUACAUCGCGACAUCAAGCCGGAGAACAUGCUGCUCGAUGCGAACGAUCGCGUCAAGUACGCCGACUUUGGCAUAUCCAAUGUACAUGCGCCGGACAAGCAGCAGCCGUGGCAGGUGCUCGGCACACCACUAUACAUGGCGCCAGAGAUAAUGUGUGGCGCCAAAUGUGACUUUAAGUCGGACAUCUGGUCGCUGGGCCUGGUGCUCUACGAGCUGUGCAUCGGUCGCAAUCCCUUUCAAGCGCUGCUCCGGCCGACCGAUCCCUUUGGCCAGGUGCGCAGUGUUGUCAAGGCCAUGGCUCAGCCCAGACUGGACUGUCAGGUGAUGCGGCGACGCUACGAACCCAUUUGGGCGCGUCUCUGUGAAUCGAUGGUUGUCUACAAGCCGGAGCAACGCAUUUGCCUGCCCGACCUGAUCUGCAUCGAUCCCUACAUCACGCAAAGCAUCUACGGGCGCUACUUCAAGUAUGACUAUUAGUCAGAAAUAAUUAUUAGUUGUAAGUUGUGAACCCCUCCCUGGCUUCUCAUCUCUUGUAAUUUGUAAUAUUAAUUAUAAGCAUUGUUAGCAUUGCCCGCCUUGUUCCCCAUAAGACUAUGACUAUUUGUGAUUAAUACUAUAAUUGUUAGAUUGUCAGCUGUUUCAUGUGAUCCUAAACAUUGUUAGCUUUAUUUCUAGUUAUAUUAUACAUGAUGUAAGCCAUAAAUUGUUAAUGUCGUCUAACUA